AUGAAAAAUUGUUUUUCAUUUUUUUUAAUUAUUUUUAAUUUUAUUUUUUUAAUUAAUAGCCAAUUAUCACCAUCAAAUAAUAAUGUUGAACUAUAUGAAUACCCCAAUAAUAAUUAUGCUGAUUAUCCUGGAUCAGCUUUAAAAUGUGAAUUCAAUUUAAGAUAUUCAGCAAGAAAUUUAAAUGGUUUAAAUGAAGAUUUGUUAACAAUUACACCAAAAUUCGAUAAGCCCCAUAAAAGCAUAGGUGGUACAAUCUAUACUUAUAUUCAAAUUCAAGGUUUAAAAUACAAAUUAAAAGCAUUAAGUAUAACAACAACAGGGCAGUAUUCUCAUAGUAUUUAUCCUUUAACAAAAGAACUUUAUUGUAUUGAAUUUAGAGGUAUAUAUCCAGAUAAUAUUUAUAUUUUCGACUCUGCUGGAUUGAAGUUUUUUAUUAAUUUCCCAUCGAAAUCAUUUGAAAUUAAUUUAAAACCAACUUAUACUGGGUAUCAGGCCAUAGAUUAUGUUACAUAUCCAAGUUCUCUUUCAAAUCCAAUUAUACAAUAUUCAAAUUUAAAUGGUCCUUUAGUUUAUUUUACAACUAAUUUGACAAAUGAAAAUUUAUAUCUUAUCCCAAUAUACGUAUAUAAUGGGGUAGAAAGUUAUGUAAAAAAGAUUGGUCAAGUGGAAAAAGAUGGGGUCUUACAUUAUUCGUAUAUAUUUCCAUUGUUUGAUUUACAAUAUUUAACUGAAUUUACUUAUAAUUUUUAUUAUAAUAAUGGGAAAAAUUUAGAAAAUAUUAAAGUUGAAGCAAUAUUAAACGAUAUUUAUCCACCAGAAAUCUCAUUUGUUGAGUUUGAUCAUAUCAUUGGUUUUAAAUAUCUAUUAAAAUUAAAAGCUAAUGAUCAAACCAUGAUUUCUAAAAUAAUUUUAAAAAAACUAGGUGGAGAAUUAGAGUAUGGAUUAGAGUGCUUAACUAGUGGUGACUUUAAAAAUGGUGAGUUUGAAUUAGUUGUUGAUAUAACUAAUUUUCAAAAUUAUCUCUCAAUUAAAGAUUUAAUAGGAAAUAGACUUAAUAAAUUUCCUUCAGAUUAUAUUGCUCACGACUCAAAUAACAUUCCUGUUUUUGUAGAACCAAGAGUUGAAACCUAUGAUUUGGUUAUUUUUAAUGUCACAUUCUUGGUAAAUGAUAUCGAUAUUUUCGAUAGACCAUGCUAUAAUUCAAUUUAUUUUAACUCUACAGUUCCUAAAGAUUACCCUAUGACUUUUAGAUUAACUGAUCAGGUAUCAUUUAGUUACAGUAGUUCGGAAGGAAAUAGUGAGCCAAUACCAAUUUUAUAUGAUGAAAAACUAAAAUUAUUUUAUUGCGAUUUCAUUGUUCCAAUGAAUACUGAUUCAGGGGAAAUUCCAUACGUGAUAUCCCCUUCUAGUGUUACUGCUCCAUCCAUAGAUAGUUCCAUUUUAACACCUCUUAGAGUUUCAAGAACAAAAUUUGAUAAUGACGGCCCAAUAAUUUCAAAUAUUAUCAAUGCAAACGAUUUUGGCAAAGUUGGUUGGAGAAUAACAAUUACUGACGAGACCAAUGGUUUCAAGAAAGGAUAUAUCAAAGCGGUUGGAUCUCUAGAUAACUCUAUUUAUAAAUUCAACUUUACUAUAGCAGAUAAAAUAGGCAGUGGCACAAUUUUUGAAGCACAAUAUGAUAUUUUAAUAGAAAUUGAUCAAUAUUGCAUAUUCCAGUAUUUUACAAUUGAACAAAUAUAUUUAGAAGAUAGAAAUAGCAGAUAUUCUAAAUUUUCAAGAUUUACACCAAUAAAGGAACCAGAAAGAAAUCCAUUAAGAAACUUUAUAGGCGAUGAAAGUGUUCUAAAAACAGCUUCAUCAUGUUUAACUCAAACUACAACUGAUACAACAGGCCCAAUCUUUGGUGAUUAUAAAUUCGAUAAAGAUACUGUGGAUGUCUUUUCAAAUUUUAGGACUGUAACUUUCACUUUUAGUGUAAUAGAUCCAGAGAAUGAAAUAAUGAGUGAUCAAUUUCCAAAGGUAUAUUUAUUAUCGUCCGAUAUGAAAACAAUAGAGUGCGAAUCAACAAUUAUAUUAACAAUCCCAACAUUACAAUAUAAAUGUGUUAUUGAUAUCCCGUAUGGCUUUGGUUAUCCAGAUGGCUUAUGGGUUUCAAUAUAUGGGUCUAUUAACAAAGCUGGUAUUUAUUCUGGCCAAUCACAUCCAGGAACAGGUGAAAAAAUUAAAACCAUUAAAUCUUCAAGUUCUCCAGUUCUUUCCAAUUAUGAACCCCUGUAUACUUCAACAAAAUCUGAUAUAAUUUUAUAUGGUAAACAAUUAAAGAGUACUGUAAGCGUCUUUAUAACCUAUUCAUAUGAGGUCACUAUGUUUUAUACACCUAUAAAAAUUAUUGGCCAAACCGUUUUAAUAAUCCCAAGAGAUCCAAAAUAUGAAAUUAAUGGAACAUUUACUGUAUACACCAUGAAUUCUAUGAAUAUGUAUUCAAAUAUUCUAACUGUAUAUCCAAUCUAUUACAAUAGAAGCGAAAAUGUAGUAUUAGUACCUUCACCCUCACCCUCAAAUUCACCUAGUUCAACUCCAAGCUCAACUCCAAGCUCAACACCAAUUCAAACAAAUAAACCACAAAAAUGUGUAGGAACCCCUUUAUGUGGUGGUAAAAAUCAAGGUUUUUGUAUUGAGGAUAGUGGUUGUGUUUGUUACUCACCAUGGAUUGGUUUAGAUUGCAUGUCUAAGGUUAUUGUUGUACCACCACCAAAAGUUAACGAAACAUCCCCAACUACCGAAAUCCCAAUAUCCGAUGAUGGAAGUGAUAGCAGUACUAGCAGUGAAAUACCAGUCGAAAAGGUAUUUUACAAAUCAUUGGUUUCAUUGGUUUCAUUAAGAGAAUUAUCAAUUGAUGGUAAAGAAACCAAUAACCAUGUGUUAAGUAGAUGGAUUCAUUCUCAAAUAGAUUCCUUCACAAACCAAUACGUUACCAAUAUUUCAGUAACAGAUUCGAAUGGUAAUAAAGUAGAUACAUCAGUAGUUGCAACAUUGAAAUGGUUCGAAAAUGAAUCUAAAAUAGAAUUUGCAAACCAAAACAUAACCUUAAAUCCAUCCUCCAUUAAAUAUACAAUUGAAAUCAUAAACUAUCCAUUUUCAACCCGUGUAAGCUCUUUACAAUUGGUAAUGCUCGCAUCUUUUGAAUCUAGUAAAACACAUGAUGUGUGCUCCUCUAAAGAAUUUGGUGAAACUUCAACAGGUGAUAAUUCAAAUUAUUUCAAAUUUCAAAUUGAAAAAAGAUCCUUUUAUGGCAGAUUUAUUAGAAGAGGUAUUUUGGAUUCAAAACCUAAAUCAAUAGAAAAUGUUUUACUAGAUAAAGAUAUGGCAGUAGUAUCAAAUGCACACCAGGCACAAUCAUAUAUAGGUAUUUUAAUUCCAUGGUUUGAAAAAAAUGCAAUAAUAGAUCCAGAUUUUUCAGUAUUAAUAGAUAGUGAUUCAGCUUCAUCAUCUCCCAAUUCAAUUUGCACAAAUAAUUCUAAAUUAACAGCAACUAAAAUUGCAGGUAUUGUAAUAGGGUGUGUUGCUUUUGUUAUUGUCAUUUCAAUAUCAAUUGUAAUGAAAGAUUAUUAUAGUUUUAAUAUCGAAGAUAGCUCAUCAACAUUAAUAGUAUCAAAUGAUAUAAAUCAAAAAAAUAUUAAUAAUUUUAAAAAUAAUAAUAAUAAUAAUAGUAAUAGUACUAAUAAAGAUAUUUAUGAAUAUAUUAAUAAUUUAAAUAUAAAUGAUAAUGAAAUAAUAUUAGAUGGGGCAACUUCAAUAGUUAUAGAAAAUAAAAACAUAAAGUCUCAGUGGGAAAAAGAAUCAUUAUAUGAAGAAAUUAUACAAAAUUAUCAAGAUAAUGUUAAACCAAUUGAUUCAGUUCGUUCUAAAUCUAUUAGAAUCCUUUUGACCGGAUGUACUGGUUACAUGGGGUCCCAUUUAUUGUUACAAAUAUUAAGAAUCAUAAACUGCGAAACUGUUUAUUGUUUAGUAAGAGGCGUUAGAAAUACUAUGGCAGCAAAUGAAAAAAUAAACAAUACUUUAAAAAAAUACAAUCUCUACAAUCAAAUGAAUGAUCGAGAUUUUCAAAAAAUUAUACCUGUUAUUGGAGAUUUAGACAAGGAGAAAUUGGGCUUAUCAAAUAUUGAAUAUCAACAUUUAUCUAAAUCAGUUCAUCUCAUAAUAAAUGUUGCUUCAAACAAUAAUAUAAACUCAUCCUAUGACACAUGUAGAUCAACAAAUGUUAAUGGAAUUAAACAAAUCAUUAAACUAUCAACCUCGACCUCAUUUAAAAGAAUAGUUCAUUUUUCAUCAUCUUUUUUAAAUUUCAAGAGUGGUGAAUAUAAGGAUCUCCUCGCUGUGGAGCUACCAUCGUUCCAAAAUGAAGAAUAUCCCUGGAAUGGUUAUUUAAAUUCAAAAUCAGUUUCAGAACAUUUAAUACAACAAUUCUCUCAGCAACUUAAAGUUCCAUGUAUGAUAAUAAGAACUCCUUUCAUUAUAUCCAACUCCAAUAACAGUAUAUACUCUCUCUUACAAAGCUGCAUAUCUGUCGGAAUGUAUCCAAAUGAUCUAGAAUUCAAAACAAAUACUGUACCAAUAUCAUGGUUAUCAGAGAGUAUUAUAAGUACAAUAUUUAAUGACAACUAUUGGAUAAAUAAAAAACAACAAUCCAACAAUCACUAUAAUUUAAAUAUUUAUAAUAUUGUAGGAUCACCAAUAACCUUUAAGGAACUAAUAUCAAUUGUUUCAACUGAGUAUUCUCUAUCGCCAGUAGAGCUAAAUGAAUGGAAAUUAAUAAUAGAAUCAAAAGAAUCAACAGAUAAAGUAUUAGAUUAUUUAGAUUUCAUUAUAUCAAACCCAAAUAAUGUCAAAGAAUCUAAUCAAAUAGAUUCCUUAACUCUAAACUAUGCAAAUUCUAAAAUAACCAAAAACCUAAUCAAAAAAUUAAACUUUAAUAAAUAA
Messenger RNA from Dictyostelium purpureum, 4980 nucleotides. RefSeq lists its product as uncharacterized. Lineage: Eukaryota; Evosea; Eumycetozoa; Dictyosteliales; Dictyosteliaceae. The transcript is spliced from 5 exons. The record is from RefSeq and is a predicted model, not a curated record. Gene Ontology annotation, biological process: sexual reproduction. Bases 1 to 4980 code for a protein of 1659 amino acids.